This is a messenger RNA of Somion occarium, 2472 nucleotides long. NCBI's taxonomy places the organism in Eukaryota, Fungi, Basidiomycota, Agaricomycetes, Polyporales, Cerrenaceae. The record is from the annotation of a GenBank genome assembly.
AACCUAUCUUUUUCUUGGACGCGGUUCGGAGAUAACCGCUAAUUGGGAUUGCCUCAGCUGCAGUGCUGCAGGAACGUAGUUACACGCUUAUUUCUCUGGAUGAAAUUGGUGGGCGGCAGAUGGAAGGAGGGACCCCUGGUUGCGCAAGAUCGACGGGGAUGUUAACCAUAGUUGGGUAUUGGGACCCAGUGGUAGCUUGUUUGAGUCGAAGCUUCGCGUGCAAGGAUCUAGUGCUCAUUGUCGAGCGCUCCCAUUUCCUUUUCCAGAUGUUCCUCAAUCCCCCCAGCCACUAUCUCCUCUCACUGGCGCAAACUUCCCUGUGCCAUACCCUGACCUCGCUCUUUUUGCCUCUCCCUGCCACCCCAUUCUGAUUCCCUCCGCUAUGGGGCGGCACAGACCUCAUGACCAUGGUCGCGAAAAUAAUCAUAAGUCGUGUAACGAGGAGGGCUGUAGUGAUACUCAUUCGACGAAGCAAAAAAAAAAGGCCAAGGAUAGACACGUUCAUUGUCCUAUCUGCAAGAGGAGGCUGAAGCGACGGAGUGACCUUUCCCGUCACAUGUUGACACACCUUCUUCUUAGGGAUUUCUACUAUUGUCCUUAUUGUCACGAUCAAGACCGUGAUGAUAAUGGUGAUCGUAAGUACUAUCGUCAACUUCACAACCUGAUGUCGCAUGUUCGCAAACAUGUUCGCAAACAACCGUGGACAUGUGGCAUAGCGAUAGGCUCUAAAGUCUGGUGCACUAAACGCUUUGCCGACCGUACCACCAGACAUCAACAUAGGGUCGAAGCACACGACGACAAUGACUACGAUGAGGACGGCUCAGUGAAGCGUGCGGAUAGUGCUCCAAAAGCGUCCGCGAAAAGACGUAUCUUAAGAGGCACGUCCGACAUCGGAAGAGUGGCUGGCUGCCUCUACGAUCUCCAUCUUAGUGGCGUGAAAGACAUUGACUUCAAUCUCCCUGUGAGGGGAGCUACUCUCCAUGUCUCGCCGCAAGUAGGUUUACCCUACUACCAAGUCCAUAUUACGGAGGACGACGUUGAAGCACUGGAAGAAGAAUGCGAUGAACGUGCAGAAGAGGUGGAAAAUGCGUAUAAAGCUUUAAAGCGGAGGAAGUCUUUAGCUAAGUCUCCUAUGCGCAGCACUGUUCGUCAUCGCUCUCGCAGGGCUUUGAUUUCCGAUAGCGACGACUUCUACAAAAUUUCUGGUCCCCCUGGACCACCUUCCGCAUCGUCGAGUCGGACAGCCACUGCUCCUUGGUUUGACGACGUCCCUGACGCUUCUCGCUCGGUUCCGUCCCACAUCAACUCUUUCCCUUCCCCUGAACUACCUCGUGCUUCAUCAAGUCGAUUGCCCUCCAUUUCUCAUUCCUAUCAACUCAUUCAAGACCGCUCAGAUCCUCUCCACACAUAUUCAUACCUGCCGCCAGAACCAUCUCGCGCGUCUUCAAGUCGAUUACCCCCCUCUCCUCGCCUUAGCGAUGUUCAUUGCUCCUACAGUCCUCUAUAUUCUCCGGACACACCGCUCGAAUACACUCUUCCACCUCUCGAACUACCUUGUGCAUCUUCGAGCCGAUUGCCCGCUCCUCGUUUUGACGAUGUUCCCCAUUUGAUGUACAACCAGUUUGAUUCCUACUCAUACCCUCCGCCUCAACUGCGUCCGGCGUCGCCUUACACGCAUGCCCCGCGUUCGCCUUCCCUCAAUAUGACCCAUUCGGAUUCCUAUCGACAUUAUAACCGACGAGUUGUUGAGGACACUGGUGGCGUCCAACGUCGCCAUCUUCCUGCGCCCAGUCGUUCUGAUCCACUCCGCUAUUAUUCGGAGAAUGUACGUAUCAACUCGCAUCCAUACCUCGCGCGACGUCCAAGGCCUGGGUUGACUGGUGCAUUCGCUUCGCCUCCCUCUCGUGCUCUUCCCGAACUCCCCACUCCUCCUUGGAGCCCACCGCCUGUUUGUCAAGGAGGUCGUCGUUCAUAUGCACCAUCACCGUCACAAUCGCCUCCCCGUCCGCCCCCGCCACAACCAGUGCAAUGCCCUAUGAAGUGGACAGACGUGACCAGACCGUCAUUACCACCCAACUUCAGGGGCUUUCGCAAAUAGGUUUCCUCUUCGAGGCCCUCAAACCCAUCGAUCACAUCUCCACUCUAUAUGCCUUUCAUACUGGUCCUCUCAUGCUGUUGUCUCUUUGUCGUCCUGCUCUCGGGCCCGUUAUUUUUACUGUAUUCUCUUUGAACGCUCUUAUUGUCUUAUCAUUUUAGAAUCGUACUCAGUAUUUGUUGUGGGUUGGUGGUCAUAGUCGUAUUAUCCGUUGCCCUAGUUGUGCAGCAGUUGUGUAUUGGUUGUUUCCUGUAAUUUCAUUGUUCUCUGUCUGUUAUACUUAUUGCCUUCGCUCCAACUUCCCCGAUGGCCGUUGUAAACAGCUUGAACUAUGUAAGCUCCAUAGGUCUUCUAUUUAUGAAGCACACGUUGCUAGG